GAGCACAGAGAAAGAAUGUACGAAAAAAUGAUUUUAUUCAGUUUUUUGAUCAUUAACAAUAUGUACAUGCUUGGCACAUAAAGUUAAUACGCCAUCUUUGUUAAUCAUAUUAUGCUAAAUGUGCUAGCAAUGAAUCAUAUAGCGAUUUGAGCAAGAAAUAACAAAAAAAGUCGCAAUUGUAUUGGAGUACGUUAGUGUGUUGUUUACUAUACAGUGCGAUCAACAACUCAUGCUCUUACAUUUCUAUCAGUGCAGGUGCAAAAUCAACAAAUAAUUCAGUCAGGCGGUAUAUAGUAAUACAGCACAUAUUUUUAUUUUUAUUAUAAUUUUCGAGGCAACAUCAUUAUUUUUAUUCAACAGUGUAAUGAAAAUUGGAGUAUUUUGUGCAGAUUUUUAGAAUAUCAAUUAUUUGUGAAGAAUAUUUCAGUAAUUAAAAUCAUCAGAAGUGUACGAUCAUUGUGUUGUGAAAACGAAAUAAAACGAAAACAAUAAAGCUUUCCUAAACUGCCUGGCUAACGCCAAUUACAUUCUAUCAUUUUACACUGAUGUUAUUUUAAUUGAAAAGACUAAUAGUUACUUUUAUAAAGGAUAAGACAAAGACAAUGAGCGAUCAACAACCAUCAGCAGAAAAUCAUUUGGAUCAAUUGUUUGAAGAUCUAAUCAAAGAAUGUAAAUUCAGAGCACCUGGAGCGAGGUUGUCAUACUCAAUGAGAACAAGGUUGGAAAAAUUAAAAAAGGAUCAAAGGAAAGAAAUAGUUAGUAGAAUAAAAGAUGAUUGUGCACCACUGUUCAUUGCAUGUAGAAGAGGUCAUGUAGAAAUAGUUCAAUACCUCAUUACUGUUUGCGAUGCUGAUAUUGAACAACGAGGAAUUUAUGAAGUACCUGAUGACAGAUCACUCCAUGUUGUUACACCUUUAUGGUGUGCUGCAAUUUCUGGGAAAUUACCUGUAUUAAAAUGUCUCGUAUCUCAUGGAGCUGACGUUAAUGCAGUUUCUGACACAGGAUCAACUCCUGUCAGAUCUGCAUGCUUUAUGACUUACUUGGAUAUUGUAAAGUAUUUAGUUGAAAAUGGAGCGGAUAUAACUAUAGCUAAUGAUAACGGUGGUACGUGUCUGAUAAAUUCAGUUCAAAGCGUUGAAUUGUGUAAAUUCCUGUUAAGUAAUGGUGCCGAUGUUAAUGCAAUAGACGUUCAAAAUAAAACUGCCUUACAUUAUGCAAUUCAAGAACAUAGAUUUGAAACAAUGAAAUUACUUCUUGAAAAUAAUGCCGAUCCUCAUUGGAAAUCUAUAUCUAAUGAUGAUGCUUUAAAAACUGCUUGUCUUAAAGGAGCUACACAAAUAUUUAAUUAUUUAGUUGAAAACAUAUCCUAUAGUCCAGAGCAAUUGGCUGAUGCAAACGAGUUGAUGGGAUCAACAUUUUUCGAUGAACAUAAUGAUAUGCAAACAGCUUUAAAAUAUUGGCGAAAGGCAAUGAUGAUCCGAAAUUCAAAUUUAGUUAAUGGUCAACCACUACCUAAAAGACCUGUGAUAUCAAAGAGAGAUACAUAUAGAAAUCUUGUGGAGUUUUCGACGCUUGAAGAAUUGAAUUCAACUGCAUUAGAUUUAGAUACUAUUAGAAUACAAAGUUUGUUGAUUUGUGAACGUAUUUUGGGUGAAUAUCAUAGAGAUGUUCUCUACAGACUUAUGUAUCGUGGAGCAACGUUUCUUGAUGCUUUAAGGUAUCAAUUCUGUAUUGAUUUAUGGCGGCGAGCGUUGGAGAUUAGAGUUGACAAUGAUUCAAUCCUUUUUACAGACACAUGUUUCACUGCUCAAGCUCUAGUAAGAAUUAUGGUUGAUUUGAAUGAUUAUAUUGAUUUUAAUGAGGAUAAAGAGGAACCGAGGUUUAGUGAUGUUGUUGCAGUAUUUACAUUAUUAACAAAUCAACUUCCUGAAGCUCGACAAUUACUUGAGAUACGUCCAAUUUUUCAGAGACAACAGGACAGCUAUGAUAGAAUAGUAAAAUGUGUAACACAUUUGAUUUAUUUAUUAGUAAGGAAAGCAACAACGAAAGAACGAAAAGAGGAGACUCAUCGACUUAUUUGUAAAUUGGUCAAACAAAACCCCAAAUUAGCUUCAACUGAUGAUACUCUUUUACAUCUAUGUGUAUCCAGUUUCAAUGUAAUAACAUCUAGCUAUUUGACCACUGAUGUAACUCAGGUCAUUUUUCCACACGUUGAAGUAGUAAAAACUCUUUUAGAAUGUGGAGCUGAUGUGAAUGCAAAAAAUGAAUCUCGCUCAACACCACUUCAUAUUGCAAGCACUGCUAGUAACUUUAUUAAUCCACUGAUUGAACUCUUAUUGGACUAUGGAGCUCAUCUAGAUACUCCAAAUAGAGCUGGGGAAACACCAGCUCAAAUGAUAUCAUCAAAUCCAUAUAAUACAAUAAAUCUCGUUAAUUACAUGACACUUCGUUGUUUUGCAGCUCAAACAAUAUUCAAAUAUAAUAUUCCAUGUGAUGAAUUACCAAUUGCAUUACAUGAAUUUUUAGAACUUCACUCAGAAUGAAUAAAAUAAAUUUAGUUUACGAAAUGUUCGAAUUUUUUACAGUACGGAAUGUUGAAAAAAUGAAAAAUGUUUUUUAGUAUUUCAUAAUUAUAGAAAUAAACAAAUACAUACUAAAAUACUUAAUGUCAAAAU
This is a messenger RNA of Chelonus insularis, 2675 nucleotides long. RefSeq names its product mann-cup (gene m-cup). Gene Ontology annotation, molecular function: protein binding. Gene Ontology annotation, cellular component: ciliary inversin compartment. NCBI's taxonomy places the organism in Eukaryota, Metazoa, Arthropoda, Insecta, Hymenoptera, Braconidae. Gene Ontology annotation, biological process: protein localization to ciliary inversin compartment. The transcript has 10 exons. Bases 603 to 2543 code for a protein of 646 amino acids. The record is from RefSeq and is a predicted model, not a curated record.